AGAAGUUCACAUAGAGCAUGGAGAUCUGCUAUCUUUUAUGGUUCUGGAAUGUUGUAUACGUUUACGAAGCCAUGAAUCUUGUGUAUGUUAGCUAAUCAUACACGACUGGAAAUAAUGACUUGCUGAUGUCAUAAUCCAAGUUUUUUAAUAAUAUGUCCACUUGUUAUAUGCUUGUCUGUUGAUUCUUUAUCAAUCAACCACGAGUGACCCCUCUUCAAUAUUACUGCGGAUAGAUCUCUUCUAGAUGUCACAGGAAAUGGGAUUAGGUACCUUGAUACCAAAUAUUACAAAUAAGACUGAGUUUGGUUCAUUCCGGUCCUUGACCUAUCGAUUAGAGUCACAUGUUAGAUUACAACAUGAUGGUCUAAUUAUAUUUCGCAUAGCUACUUUUCUACAAGUUCGCAGUUCUUAUUGUUUUCCAAAAUAGACUUAUGAUUCUCUUACACGCAUAGCUUGAACAACACAUUUUUAGCCUGUCUACCAUGUUUCAAUAAUAUCUAAUUCGGGCAAAUGCUCCAACAUAAUUCUGAAACGUGACAUACAAAAAGUUACUUUCAGUCACACUUUUUUCUUUCUUUUCCAUUGUGUUAGUUUCUUCUGAUGUCUCAAAAGUUGGCCAACCCCACAAUCUUUUUUUCUCAAAACAAUUAUAGUUAGUAAUUGGUGAUUGGGUGAAUGGUAUCUAUCAGUCAAAUGCGUGUCAGUCUAAUAUUCAAGAUAUUGAUCCUACCAGAUCAUAUUAGUAUCCACGUGGCGCAAGCCGAGAUAUGGCUUAGAGGAGGGGCCUUUCCCUUUACUGCAUAUGGCUCGUGACUUUGUUUUCUCCUUAAGUGAUUAAUCCACUUUGUGUUGAGACUUUCAAGCUCAGCCAUUACGAUAGACUUGAUGGUUCCUCUCUUCUUUUGCAGUUCUGGUUCCCAGACUUUGUCUGCUCAAUUUCUAAGUCUUUUUGGAUGUCUUUUCGCGUUAUCUCAAGUCUUUUUCUUACUCAUGUUACAUACUUACUUUCUAUCUAGUGCAGUUGGUGAGGAAUUGGCUCCACUUACCAGUUACCACGUGAAUAUAGUUUGAUAAGAUCGUCCCUUUUAGACUUGAUGUUUGAUCAGUCAUUUUUUUGAAAGAUUUACCUUUCACUAAUAUAAAAUUUCAACGAUUUACUAGUUCAUUGAACUUAUUAGCACAUAUGCUUUAUACUUUGAAUCUUGUUAAUCAAGUUUCCUCAUUUAUUUCUCUUUAGUUUCAGAAAAUCACUCAAAACAUAUCUUCUAAAGUGACCCUACUCUUUCAGAAAUUGUUCUACGAGGUAAUUAUUAAUCCCUUUUUAUAUUAUUUCCUCAUUUUUCUGUUAUAGUUUGUGCCCACUAAUACACAAGCUUAUAUCUAAAUUACUCGUUCACAUAUGAUCAUUGAUAUUAAUUAUUCUAUUUUUUUGUCUAACGUAAUAGUUUUCCUUGACCUUAAUUAUAGAAAAACACUAGAGUUAUAUGGGGUGUAACAUUAUGCCUUUGAAAUGAUUGUGUUAAUAACUUUAUGCAAAUGCCUAUCUUUCUCCAUAUUACUCAAUGGGCUUCAGAGAAGACUGAUUUGUCACAAACUGAUUUACUCUCUAUAUAUUGUGUGACGGUAUGCUGAUCUAUUUCUCUGUAGAAAUGUAGCUUUCUUAGUGAUGUAAGAGUUCUGAUCAAAUCUUGAAGCUGCGCGUGCCGAAAAUGGUCAUUGUCAUGAACCUAAGGGAUCAUUUAGCCUUACACUUCAUUUCCUUUUGAAACCUUUUUUUUUAAUCUUUGCAUUCAGAAUUAUAACUUGUGAUUUUAUGAAACGUAAAGUCUCUUCCACAUGUGUGUAUAUAAAAGAAAUCAACUGUUGUUUUCAUAUACCCCCCUCCCCCUCAUGACUAGUUGCAGCACAUAAAUGUCACAGUUCUCUCUUUACAUUAAAAUAAUCUAAAAAUUUUAGGUUAAAAUCUAAAGUAGUUUUGAAACUUAUUAGGACGGUUAAGUAGUAAAAAAAAGUGGUGUAUCUAGUGAGCUUGACUAGUGUGUUAAACCAAUAGACUACAACAGUUUGUCUUUGAUAUGAAGUUGUAACAUUAAGAUGUUAUACAUAAAAAGUUUUGUAAGACUUUGUUUCCCCACAAAGUGAAAUUUCAAGAUGCAGCCCAUAGAUUUGCAAUCCCGGACAUAUAAUAUGAUUUAAGCAGGAAUUAUGCCAACUUUACAUUGGAAUUUAACCUGUUCGGAUCCAAAUACAAUUUUUAAAGGGAGAAAAUAAUAAUAAUAAUAAUAAUUAGAUGAAAAAUGGGGUUUGUUUGUCUCAUCAUGCGUUUGACAAGCCAGCGACCUUAUAGUUUUAGCUCUCUUCCAUGUUUAGUUAGAAAAAAAAAACAUACGGUACAGUAAGCUAUAACUGUAAAAUUUUAUAUGAACUUUAGAUUUUAAAACAAACUUUGGAGAUUUUAUGCAAAGUCUCUUCUUUUAAAGUAAUACACGAAAGCGUUUAGUACACUAGUGUUAAAUGAUCGAACAUGCAUUUUUAUUAUAAGUUGAACCAUCUAUCGUUUUUCUCUAUGUAGAUUUGAUCAUGCAUUUAACCAUAUAUAUAUUACGCCUAAAAAUUGUGCACUUAUGAAUAGUUAGCUAGGCCAAUUGUGCAGUCUUUUAGUAUAUGAUGAAUGAAGAUGUAUCAGACAAAAAGGAAUCACGCAAGUAGAAAACCAAAAAAAAAAGGGAAUAGUAAAUUAUGUAAAAAACAGAAAAUAAUAAAGAUUCUAAGUAAAAUACAACGUUGAGUAGAUGGUUGAUUUUUUUGUGGGGGAAAACAUAGUAGAUAUUUAAUUUAACUAAUAAUAAUUAAAAGAACUAUUUUGGUAUAUUAGACCUUUUUUAAAAGUGACCCUAUAUUAUGUUUAUAUAUAUAGUUGAAGCGUACGUCCCUUGUGUUUAGACAUGAUUGGCAACUAGCAACAAGAAUUUAUAAAUAUAUACACUAGGUUGAAUUAUGAGUUUCUUAGCUAAUAAAUUAGGCGUGGCGUUAAUUCAUGAUAUUUCAAGAUCUAUUUUUUGCUAAUUAUAAAAGUAAAAUCUAUUUGAUUAUGUUUUCGCAUAUAAUAUUUGAAUAGAAAACAUCAACAAUAGUCCGUCAAUAGCUUCUUUAAUACAUAGUUUUUACUUUGGAUUCAUAGCCAAAUACGAAGAUAUGUACUUUCAUAUAAACAUAAAUACAAGAGGUAAGCUAAUCAUUCCCACAAGACAAGAGAAAAAGGUGAUUAGAUGUAUAUAAUAUGGUGCGUUGAAUAUAAACCACAUAAUUUAUUAUUAAUAUAUGAAAGUUUGUUUUGUUCACUGAAUUGGUCUUCUUUUGGUUUCCUGAUCCUCCAACAAUAGGAUUUUUUUUGCCUUGGAUAUAGUAUUAAGAAGACAAGGACAAGUGCCACGUUUCUAUAAUAGUGUAAAUAAAUGAUCGUUAACAAAUCUUAAUGUAUGGUUCUGGCGCUCAGAAAAGGUUAUGUGCAGUAUACUUGUUGUUCAUUACUCCUACGGGGCUGAGGUUCUGCAGUUCUAACAGCACUAAAAAAAUAUACAUAUCACUUAUGUUUAAAAUUUAAGUACACACCUACUCUUACUCACAAUUUGUGGAUCAACAAAAUUAGUUGGUUUAAACAAAAUUAAAGAAUUACAUGAUAAUACGAUUAACAAACUAUAGGUUGAAUUAUUCGAUACAAAUAUUUGUCUUUACAUUUAAAAUAAUAUUUUGUGUUUGUGUUAUGCAAUUUUUUUUGGCAUCUUGUGUUAUGCAAUUAUAGUUAAAUGUUUGCAAAAUCAUUAGAAUAUAGUUCUAUUAUGGUCAAUACAAUAAUUUUGUAUAUAAACGUAAAAUCAAGUACUUUGACAUAACACACAAGAAAAAAUGUUAGCGCCUAGAAUGUAAAGAUAAGUAUGAUUUUAAACUUUGUAUAGUAACUUGUGAGACUAAGACUGAUGUUUGUAUGCAUUUACGUUUACAUUUUAGUGUGUGUAAAGAAUUAUUAGCAAGUUUCGUCUUGUUCUUUUCUUUUAAAUCUUUCCCACUCGUUUGUAAAUCCUCAUUGUUUCCAAUAAUUUAACAUUACCAAAAAGAUCCUUAUACGUUUAGACGAAUCUAAGCAUAGAACAACAAAACACAAUCUUAUAGAUACGUCCUAGGGAUAACGCAAGGUGUGGCCAAUGAGACUCAUUCCUAAAAUUAUAUAUUUUUAAUAUUAAAUAGAAAGCAAAUUAUUCUGAAGUUUUUUUCCUUUAACGAAUUGUGGUCCACAUUUGGAUACACUAGUACACAACUUGGAAAAGAAAGCUAUAAAAAAAUUAUAUAUAGUGUAUGUUAUUAACAUUUCGAACUAAAUUCUAAUCGGCCAAAACACAUUCAUUAACAGGGCAAACUAAGUUGUUUUCUUCACCUAAAUAGACACCUAAUUUGUUUCCUUACUCUAAAUAGUAAAUAUGCUGAAUUCUAAUCGGCUAAAACACAUUCUUUAACAGACAAACUAAGUUGUUUUCUUCCCCUAAAUAGACAUCUAAAUUGUUUUCUUACCAUAAAUAGUAAAUAAGCUAAAGUCUAAUCGGCUAAAACACAAUCAUUAACAGACAAACUAAGUUGUUUUCUUCCCCUAAAUAGGCACCUGAUUUGUUUUCUUACCUUAAAUAGUAAAUAGAGAACUUUAAACAAGUAAAAAGGAUAUAGUGUUGAAGAUUUGCUUCGAAGAUCUCUUUGCAUUAAUUAACUCAAAAAUAAAAUGAUAUUAGAAAUAGAAUUCUACUAUGAUAUUUCUUUGGUGAUAGUGGAACUUAGGCAUAUGCAUUCCGGUGUCCAAUCGGGUUCGGGUUCGCUACAGAUUCUAUUUGGUUUCAGUUUUUUGAGGGCAUAAAAUUUAGUUUCAUUCAGAUAGUUUAAAAGUGUGGUUUGGAUUCGGUUUAAUUUCUUUUGAAUUUAGUUCAUGUAUAGUAAAACAUUGUAAAUCCGGUUGAACUCGUUUUAAAUUCGGGAUUGGUUCUAAUUUGGGUUUCGGUUAUCAAAAUACUUUCUAUGACUCGAAAUUACACGCUUUACUUCUAAAACUUGGGAAAAUUGAACAAAUUACACUAACAAAAGUUUGACGCCAUGAUUCAGAAGUGGUUGUUAAGAAUAUAUAAACAUAACCAAGUUAAAACUAACAACAAAUAACUUUAAAGUGUAAGAAAUAUUAUUUAAACUUCAAAAAGAAACAUUUUGUAAACUUCGGAAGCAAAACUUUUCAUAAUCAAACUUUAUAUGAAACUACCAAAACACUAUAAACUCAGUAUUUACCAAACAUAUAUAGUAAACUUAGUAUUUAAUUAAUUAUUCAUGUAAUAGAUAAUUAUUGUAGGUAUUCAAUAGGUUCUCUGACUAUUUUAGAUAUUUAUUUGAGAUUAGAUUUGAGUUUGAUAGAUUUUUUUUUGCUUUUGAAAUUUUAGGAUUUUUGCAUGUAUAUGUUUGAGUUUCAGUACGGUACGUGUAAAACUCAAAAUCAGAAAUAGCAUAGAAUAAGAAGCAUUCAGAUAUAUCUCAGAUUCAGUUUGGUUCGGCUUUAUUUUUUGCUCAGUUUGGUUCGGAUUUUUGGGUUUGUUUUUUGUCCAUCGUUAGUGGAAGUCAUAUGGUUUACAACUCUCUUUUUUUUUGGUAAAAUAAAGGUUUACAACUUAUAAUACGAGAUAUAUAGGAAAUUGGAAAGUAAACUAAAAGCCAAAAAUAAAUAAAAUAAAACUUAAAAAAUGAAAACUGAAGGAGCAAGAAAGAAGGCAUAUAUAGUUUUCUGAAACAAAAGAAAGAAAACAACACAUCACUGCAGAAAAAGGUUUCUCUAUAAUAAUAGAAGACAAGAGAAACCUAAUGUCAAUGAAGUAGCCAAUGAGCCCAACUCCACAAUCACCACCUCUACAUUCUAUCUUGGGACCAUCUCCUCUCUCUAAUAUCAAAUAACUUGAAAUUGAGAUAUCUAAUUAUAUCCGGUUUAUACCAUAAUGUUUGCUUCUUGAAUUGAAAAAAAAAACAUAGAGAUUCAUAUAUCACAUAAGAGUAAUGAUUAAAUACGUUUGUGGAGGUUAACCUUAUGUUUUUUUUGCGGUAAUGGUGGUGGUUUAAUAUCAUAUUCUGCGCAUCAUGAUGCCACUUAAACAGUCUUAAUGCCCAACUAGCUUCUUAUUGCAAUCUUUUGAGUGGAAAGUGACACUACAUUGAGACCUGAAAGAAAAAACUCGACAAGGCUGACAUAAACAACUAAAAAGAAUUCAACCACAUAACAAUAAACCUUUACAAAGAAAGCAAACAACAGCUUAGUGCCACUAAAUUGAUAGAAUGUCAAUAAUGUUUCUGUACGGAAAUGGACUCAUUUGGGUCUACUGAGAUUCAUGGUGUUCUUUGACAACGUCAUUGAUCCUCUACAACAAGAAACAUGAGAGAUAUACACAGAACUCAUGUUAACCGGAAAAGGUCAGUUUUUUCACGAUUAUGACCGGUUAAGUGUAACAUAAAGAAAGGGAAUCUGUCUAUUGUGCCACUAGACUAAAAUGCUCUGUUAUGUUUAUGUCUAGAUAGAGAAGAAAGAGUAUCUUCUUCUGUGUACCUGUUCACUACAUCAACAAAGCUAUUGUGAGCUACGAUUACAAAAACAAAGGUGAUUUUAGCCAAUGCGUCUAAUAAUUGGGACAGUACAAUCAUGAAAAUAUAAAAACAAUAAAGCAAAUAGAAUGUAACACUACACCAUGAAAAAAAAAGAAGCAAAAAAGGAGCAAUGAUGCUUAGACCACUGGUUUAGAUUGCACACAAAGUCACUAUACAAAGGGUAGUUAUUCACUGCAAAUCUAUUGAUAUAAUUGGUCACUAUAAACUUUUUGCUUCAUAGCCUCGUUAAGAUAUGAACCUUUCAGUGUACAACACUCCUGCUCAAAUGAGCAACAUAAUCAACUUAUAUAUUUAUUGGCGGUGCCUCCUUUGUUCAAACUGUCACUCGACUGCCCACAUAACAAUCUUCUUCAGCUUUGCUUCCAACUGUGUAUGCAACGCCCCCUACAUCUUUCAAUCACACAACAAAAAGAACAUGACGUAUAUGAUUAGAAGACACAACAUACACAUAUCUUUAUUGCAAGUACCACAGUGGCAUUGAUUUUUCAAUUUUUCUCUCUUUGAGCUGUCCUAUUAUAUGCCCACUUCAAUAUGUCAUGUUGGCACUUAUGGCAAGAGAAGAUACGCAUGAAUAGCACCGCUCAAAGCCAUGAUGAAAACAAGAAUAUGCAACAAGAUUAUUAUUUUCUCCAAAGAAUCUGGAAUAAGUAAAUAUUUGGUUACAUUAUAUGUUACAGACAGCUCUGCAUCCAUCCUGCAAGGACUAGUAGCCAAUGGUUGAUGUUUUGGUCCUAAGGGGUAACUUAGUUCCAAGCUUAAUAGUCAAACUCAAAUACUGCAAGAACUGACAAGAUAAACUGAUGCAAAAUGGUACAAUUCAAUAAGCAUGAUCCAAUGAAGUCACUAGACUGAGUGUAGAGAGUGGUCGGCAAGAUUCUCUUCCCAGGGCCGGUUCAAUGGUGUCAUGGACCCUGGCAAAAAAAAAUUAAUUUUUAAACUAUUAUUUUUUAAAAAAAAUCUGAUAAAUAUAUGUUUUUGUUCAAAAUACCAGAAAUAUUUUUAAAAAUAAAUCUAUAGAAAUAAAAAAAAAACUUUCGUAUAAAAAAAUUAGACCCCUUUUCUUAUUUUUAAUAUAAAAAUACAUAUAUUUUUUUUUUUAAAAUCAGGUCCUUAUAUAUUAAAAAAUAGUGAGACAACGGAUUGGGACCAGGACGGUUGCACCCACUCGCCCCCUGUCUAAGCCGGCCCUGUCUCUUCCCUCAGACUUAGCUCAAGUACCAUAAGACCCAAGUAGGGGCCCUACUGUACCAUGAGACCCAAGAAGAAAAACACAUGCAGUUAAACAAAUGUUUUAACCUUUUAUGCAGGAAACCUUGGCAGGGUGAGACUGGUGAUGUGAAUUAUUGACCUAACAUAUAUAAAAAGGUUAUGAAAUAGGAGUUAGAAAACCUUUAUAAUAACUAUCAUCCAAUAAAAUAUUCAAAGCAAAGUAUUAAAAAAUGCCAUAAAUAUUUUCAACUAAACUAAUCAUUUAUUUUUAUUAUAUAUUUUAAUAACUAUUAACCAAUAAUAUUUAAUCUAUUUAAAUAUUCUCAGUUAAUGUAUUUAAUAUUAUACAAGUUAUUAAUUUCAACCACUAAAAAUUCUUUAACAAUCUAGAAAAUCAACUUUGUGGAACAAAAAAAACAAACUUUAUGUGAUGCAGUAUUAAUUAAAAGCAAGACAAAAGUAAUGUCAGUACAGCUAUGUAGUGAACACAAGUAUAUGACUGUACCGCCCAAAACCUUUCCUUUAAAUUCUCUUCUCUACCUCUGUUUUCUUUCUUCCUGAGAGUGCUCUAAACCUUUUACCUCUACUUCUCCCUUAUCAUCCCUCAGUUUCGCUCAAGAGAGAAAAAAAUGGGAUCAACUUUCCUCAGAAUCUUUAUGAUCUUGGUUCUGAGUUGCAUACCAGGUAGAACCAAUCUUUGUUCCAAUCCUUCUGUUAGUACCCCAAAAGAUUUACCUCCUUCAGUUAUUCGUUCCUCAUUAGAUUCUCUCGACUUGGAAGGUUACAUCACCUUCCAUGACGUCCACAAUGCGUCCAAGGACUUUGGCAACAGAUACCACUUACCACCUCUGGCGAUUCUCCAUCCGAGAUCAGCUUCUGAUAUUUCAACAGUGAUGAGGCAUAUAGUACGCUCCACAUCAAAUCUUACAGUAGCAGCCAGAGGCCAUGGUCACUCGCUUCAAGGACAAGCUCUAGCUCAUCAAGGUGUUGUCAUCAACAUGGAGUCACUUCUUCCAAGUCAUGAUAUCAAGAUUUACAAAGGGAAACAACCUUAUGUAGAUGUCUCAGGUGGUGAGUUAUGGAUUGAUAUUCUACGUGAGACUCUAAGAUACGGUCUUUCACCAAAGUCUUGGACAGACUAUCUUCAUUUAACUGUUGGAGGUACUCUAUCAAACGCUGGAAUCAGUGGUCAAGCGUUUAAGCAUGGACCUCAAAUCAACAACGUUUAUCAGCUAGAGAUUGUCACAGGGAAAGGAGAAGUAGUGACCUGUUCUGAGAAGCGAAACUCUGAACUUUUCCAGAGUGUUCUUGGUGGGCUUGGACAGUUUGGGAUAAUCACCCGGGCAAGGAUCUCUCUUGGACCAGCACCGCUUAUGGUUAAAUGGAUCAGAACACUCUACUCAGACUUCUCUGCAUUUUCAAGAGACCAAGAACAUUUGAUUUCAAAAAAGAAUGCUUUCGACUACGUGGAAGGAUUUGUGAUAAUCAACAGAACAGACAUCCUCAACAACUGGAGAUCUUCAUUCACUCCCAACGACUCCACAGAGGCAAGCCAAUUCAAGUCAGAUGGAAAAACUCUGUAUUGCCUAGAAGUGGUGAAAUAUUUCAACUCAGAAGAAGCUCACUCUAUGAAUCAGGAAAUGGAGAAGUUACUUUCAGAGUUGAGUUAUAUUCAAUCCACUUUGUUCUCAUCUGAAGUGCCAUAUAUCGAGUUUUUAGACCGCGUGCACAUUGCUGAGAUCAAACUGAGAGAAAAGGGUUUAUGGGAGGUUCCACAUCCCUGGCUGAAUCUCCUAAUUCCCAAAAGCCGCAUUUUCGAAUUUGCUACAAAAGUAUUCAACAACAUUGUGACUAGCAACCACAAUGGACCUACCCUUAUUUAUCCAGUCAAUCAAUCUAAAUGGAACAAACAUACGUCUUUGAUCACUCCUAAUGAAGAUAUCUUCUACCUCGUGGCCUUUCUCCCAUCUGCAAUCCCAAAACCCUCAGGGGAAAGUGAUUUAGAGUACCUUUUAAGACAAAACCAAAGAGUGCUUAGCUUCUGUGCAGAAGCUAACUUGGAUGUGAAGCAGUAUUUGCCUCACUACGAAACUCAAAAAGAGUGGAGAUCACACUUUGGAAACAGAUGGGAAACGUUUGCAAAGAGGAAACACAAGUACGAUCCUCUGGCGGUUCUAGCACCUGGUCAGAGAAUUUUCCAAAGGGUGUCGUCACAAGUAUCUUCCAUCCAACUUCUCUAAAGACAAAAAACGCAAAACAGUAGUUGUGUAAAGAGGCAAGUGUUCCUUGUAACGGCUUCAGCUAGGCAGCUAAGAGAGUGAAAUUCUUUUUUUUUUUUUCCUUCCAUUUCCUUUUCAUUUUAAAUGUUAUUGUAGAUUUGUGCACAUAUAUUAAAACAAUAUAUUUAAUUUUGUAUA
Brassica rapa (field mustard) is the source of this 10301-nucleotide messenger RNA. RefSeq names its product cytokinin dehydrogenase 1. Gene Ontology annotation, biological process: cytokinin metabolic process. Lineage: Eukaryota; Viridiplantae; Streptophyta; Magnoliopsida; Brassicales; Brassicaceae. Gene Ontology annotation, molecular function: FAD binding; cytokinin dehydrogenase activity. The record is from RefSeq and is a predicted model, not a curated record.